Messenger RNA from Cuculus canorus (common cuckoo), 3452 nucleotides. RefSeq names its product patched domain-containing protein 3-like. The transcript is spliced from 4 exons. NCBI's taxonomy places the organism in Eukaryota, Metazoa, Chordata, Aves, Cuculiformes, Cuculidae. Gene Ontology annotation, cellular component: membrane. The record is from RefSeq and is a predicted model, not a curated record. The coding region runs from base 35 to 2662 and encodes 875 amino acids.
GCGGCCCGGGGGAGCCGCAGCCGCCGCCGCGCCCAUGGCGGAGCCGCCGCGCCCCGCGCGCCGCCGCUCGUGCCGCGACACGGACUGCGCGGAGCGGCCGCUGCGGCGGCUCUUCGAGGCGCUGGGCGGCGUCGUGGCCGCGCGGCCCUGGCCCUUCGCGCUGGCGCCGCUGCUGCUGUCGGCCGGGCUGGGCGCCGGGUUCCUGCUGCUGCCGCGGCGGCAGGCGAGCGACAUCGAGGCGCAGUUCACGCCGGCGCAGGGCCCCGCCAAGGCCGAGCGCGCCUUCGUGAUGCGCCGCUUUCCCGCCGACGGCUCGGAGCGCUUCUCCGCGUCGCGGCUGCCCACCGAGGGCGCCUACGCCGCGCUCGUCGCCGUGGCGGCGGCGGGGGGCUCGGUGCUGGCCCCGGCGGCGCGGCGGGACGCGCUGCGCCUGGACGAGGCGGUGCUCGCCCGCGGCUACGAGCGGCUCUGCGCCCGCAACGGCGGCGCCUGCGUCCCCGCCAACCCGGUGCUGCCGCUGCUGCGCGACGCGGCCGCCCUGGAGAGCCUCGCCUUCCCCGUGCACGGCCGCGAGUUCCUGGGCGCCGCGCUGGGCGGCGUGCGCACGGGCGCGGGCGGGCGGGUGCUGGCGGCGCGGGCGCUGAAGCUGCUCUAUUACCUGCGGGAGGACGGCCCCGCGGCGGCCGAGAGCCGGCGGUGGCUGCGGAGCUUCGUGCGGGACGUCCCGGCGGAGCUGGCGGAGCUGCAGCUCGACUCCCUGCAGGUGUCGUACUUUACCUCACUGUCCCGACAAGAGGAGUUUGAUGGGAAUACCAAGAGUGUGAUCCCGCUUUUCUCCAUAACCUAUUUCUUGACAAUAACCUUUUCAAUCAUCUCCUGCCUAAGACUGAGCUGUAUACGAAAUAAUGUCUGGCUUGCAUGCUGUGGAGUGGUCUCUGCCGGUUUAGCUGUAUUAAGCAGCUUUGGAUUGAUGCUCUUCUGUGGAGUGCCAUUUGUGGUCACUGUAGCAAACGCACCAUUUCUUAUUCUGGGAGUUGGUGUUGAUGACAUGUUCAUCAUGAUCGCUUCCUGGGAACAAAGUUUAAGAAAAAAAGAGAAAUCCGGUGUUAAAUCUCUGCUGGCCGAGACUUACGCAGAAGCAGCACUUUCUGUGACCAUCACCACCCUCACAGAUGUUUUGGCCUUCUUCAUUGGCACCUGGACUGCUUUUCCAUCCGUGAGAUCAUUUUGCCUCUACACAGGCACUGCUUUUGUCUUCUGCUAUAUAUAUACCCUGACCUUCUUUGGGGCAAUUAUGGUGUUAAAUCAUAAAAGGGAGCAAGGAAAGCGACACUGGCUGACUUGCAUGCCUGUGGGAGUCGAUGAAGAUCAGGCUGACAAGUCCUGCUUGUACAAUGCUUGCUGUGUCGGCAACUGUUCUAGGCAGUCACCUCAGCCAGAAAGCGAACAUCCUAUGAGCAUAUUCUUUAAGAAGUAUUAUGGCCCUUUCUUAACAAAUAAAUGGGUCAAGCUCCUUGUGGUGGUGCUGUAUGGGGCGUACUUGGGGGGCAGUAUUUAUGGAUGCACUCAGAUCAGGGAAGGCAUUGAUCUUCGAAAUCUGGCAAGUGAUGACUCUUACGUUAUUAAAUACUAUGAUGACGAUGACACAUACUUCUCAGAAUAUGGACCCAGGGUCAUGGUUAUCAUUACGGAAAGUGUAGAUUACUGGAAUGAGACCGUUCGUCUUGGCAUUGAGAACUGCAUGCAGAAUUUAGAGGGCAUUUCCUAUGUGGAUAAGAACUUCACAGAGUCAUGGCUGAGAGUAUACACACAACUUGGUGAAAGUGGUUCAAUAAAUAUAAGCAAUAAGACUCUUUUCAUCAAUAACUUGCCUGCGCUGUUCCAGGUUGUUCCCAAUUUUGAGUGGGACAUUAACAAGACUGAGAAUGAAAUAGAAGCUUCACGUUUCUUCAUCCAGACAGUGAACGUGAGCUCAGCCGUUGAUGAGAAGAAUCUUCUCAAUCAGUUAAGAGAGACAGCCAGGCAGUGCAGUAUUCCACUAAUGGUGUACCACCCUGCUUUCAUCUACUAUGAUCAGUACCUGGUGAUUGUGCAGAACACCAUUCAGAACGUUGUUGUUGCUGCCGGGGCAAUGCUGGUCGUCUCCUUGUUGCUAAUUCCCAACCCGUUGUGUUCCCUGUGGGUGACUUUUGCCAUAGCUUCUGUUAUAGUUGGUGUUGCUGGUUUCAUGACCUUUUGGAUGAUCAAUCUUGAUUCCAUAUCCAUGAUCAACCUGGUCAUUUGUAUAGGGUUUUCGGUCGAUUUUUCUGCUCAUAUUUCCUAUGCAUUCGUGACGAGUGGAGAGUCAUCAGGCAAUAAAAGGGCAAUUGAAGCUCUGUCCCUGCUAGGUUACCCAGUAUUACAAGGUGCAGUUUCUACUAUACUAGGAGUAGUUGUCCUGGCUGCAGCAAAAGCCUACAUCUUCAGGACAUUUUUCAAGAUCAUGUUCCUUGUUAUUUUGUUUGGGGCUCUUCACGGUCUUGUUUUUCUUCCAGUGCUUUUAACUUUUUUUGGGAACUUUGGCACAUCACCCCACAGUACAAAACCCAAUGACAGAUCACCCCACAAUACCCAGUCUACAAACCUAGAGCUUGGGUUUAGAAAUGACAAAGACUGUCCAUGACUAAGUUAGAUGUGAAAUAUCAUGUAUUUAUUGUAUGUAGAAUAGAAUGCAGUGACAUUCAGGGAAUAUAAGUAACCAAGAACAUAAAGGACAGCAAAAUAAAUGCAACAGGGUAGCAAAGGCUUCAGAAAAGCCGGGUAAGAAAAAUAACAGAAGAAACGAAAAUGCACAGAAUAGAUUUUCCCUUCCUUAUUUCUGUGUGUGCCUGUCUAUAAUACAUUAAUGUUGUUAAGGUUUUUUUGUAUGACUUGUUUAUUGAAUGUAUUAAAAUUAUUAAAAUUAUUAUAAACACUGACCACUGCAUCAGCUUAACAUGCCAUGGCAUGACAGGGCAAGGAGUCCCUAGAGAGAAUCAUGCCCUCAUUGAGGGCAUUGUGACAAAACAGCUUAGGUUAAAGCUGGUCAGUCCAAAAACUAAACCCAUAAAUGCUGUUGUGUUCAUCAGUGACUGCCCAUCCUGUGACAGUCAAUAGAGCAGUGGAGCUUCCACUGAAAAAGAGCUAAGAUUAAAUGAGGAAGUCUUUUAUCCUGCAGGGACAAGACAUUGGAUGAAAAGACAACACAUGAUGUGACACCAGUUUAGUGAGCUACCUGUGGGAAAUCAAAUGAGUGACAGGGAUGUUUGUCAUUUUGGAAAAAUUGAUUUACGGGUUAUUAAACUAUUCAGUCCAAAUCUGCAGCUGUGGAGUGUUUCUUCUGAGAAAUGCAGUGAGUGUGACAAAACCAGGGUCUGCCUCUGUUCCCUGUGCAUGAGACCCAAUAAACAGCAGAAUCCUAUUAAUACUUCCUU